AUGGGUCCAACCCCUGUUCUUGACCAAUUCCUCGGCAGCCUGGGGGAGUUGGUCCAGAAUCGCGACGGUGCUAAGGUGCAGGACUUCCUUCAGAUCGAGCCACCGCUAUCGGAAAUUUACGAGCGCAUGAUUGAGGAGCUACGAGGCAACUUCACCCCAGGUCCCCAAUCCGAUGCCGAGCUUCUCCAACGAUGUGAACGUCUCGUGCCGCGAUCCAAGGGUAGCUCCUCGUGGUCCGCCUUUCCGACCUUUCUCAAGCUCUACCUGACCUUUUUGCGUGAUGUCAAGACCGAAAACUUGCUGGAGACAUACAACUUGUUGAAAGCAUUGCUUAACCAAUGCGUGCUCGCUCUUGGAGAUAGCCAGAUGGGGGUCGUUGUUCUUCCUACUGUUCUAUACUUAUCGAAGGUCCUAGCAAAAUUAGCAAUGGGUCUCGAUCGUCGACCGGACUUGAUUGCGCAUAUCCUACGAAUGGAAGGACAGUCAGACCAAGAUGAUACAAUCGAGAAAGUUACUUUGGUGGAAAAAUCCGCCAACGUCGUGCGCGAAGCCUUUAUAAAGUGCCUCACUGACCGCACUGGCACUCCUGGCCCGCAUGGCAAGCCAGAGGGAAAACGGAUCGGUAUUUAUCUCAUGGCCAACUUGUGCCUGAAACUCCUCUUUCAGUGCGGCAAGCUUCGCAAUGCUGAGCAGAUGUUCGCGAGUAUCACCGCCCAAUCGCCCCCUUUGGCCUACUUCCCUGCUUCACAGCGUGUUACCUACCUCUACUACCUCGGUCGUUACCUCUUUGCCAACAAUCUCUUUUUCCCCGCCCAAACAGCCCUGCAGGCUGCCUAUGACCAAUGCCACCGCCAGGCCACAAGCCAACGACACCUCAUCCUCACUUAUCUGAUACCAUGCAACAUCAUCCUGGGCCGUUUCCCAUCCCGGGCGCUUUUACAAAGACCGGAGGCACAAAGUCUUGCAGAACAAUUUGGACCUCUAUGUCGAUUGAUCACCCGAGGAGAUUACCUUGCCUUUCGACAGCAUCUCUCCCUCAGCUCACCAACUGCUGAAUGGUUUGCCCGCAAAGGAAUUUUACUCACUCUUCGCAAUCGGUGCGAGAUUUUGGUAUGGCGCUCUUUUGCGCGCAAAGUUUUUAUCAACGGAGGUUUCCAUGGAGAUCCGCAGGCGCAGGCGCAACGCGGACCACCCCCGUACCUCUAUCUCAACAAGGCCAUUGUAGCAACGCGAUGGCUCCAAUCACAACAUGGUCACCCAGAGAGUGGCUCGACCGGUGCCACAGCUCUCGACAGAUAUGGUUCGCAGAUCAUUCUUGAACCCACAGAUUCCGAGUACGCCGGCCUGUCAGGGGGUGUUGAGACUACUGGUCCCCAGGAUAGCGAAAUUCUCGCAGAAUAUGGCGACUACAUUGCCCCGGGGGGGCUCAGUGAAACCGGUCAACUGGUGGAUGGCGAGCCAUAUGAUGAUUAUGCCGACUGCGACGUGUAUCCAUACUCCGACGAACCCCAAGACAGCAAACAUUCACAUAUACCGUCUCCUCUGAUGCGGGAAAUCGAGUCAAUCUUUGCAUCUCUCCUGACACAAGGUCUAAUGCGCGGAUACCUCACCCACCGCAACCCUCGAUUCGCCAUUCCGGGUGCCCGACUCCGAGGCGCCUUGCCUACAGGUUUCCCGAAUGUUUGGCAGACCAUAUUCACGCAUGAGAGCGAAGAUCCUAGCGUCCCUGGCUGGGUCCAGCCUCCACCUACAGGGUUCAACGCGCCUAGGGCAAAUGGCGCAGCUGGAGGAGCUGGAGCAGGGGGAGGUGGCCGGGUGGUCAAUCUCUCAGGGGCCCGCCCAGUUGGAGUUCAAUAA
Molecule: messenger RNA, 1857 nt
Organism: Penicillium antarcticum
Lineage: Eukaryota; Fungi; Ascomycota; Eurotiomycetes; Eurotiales; Aspergillaceae
Exons: 4
Coding region: 1-1857 (618 amino acids)
Biological process (GO): poly(A)+ mRNA export from nucleus; post-transcriptional tethering of RNA polymerase II gene DNA at nuclear periphery; transcription elongation by RNA polymerase II
Cellular component (GO): transcription export complex 2
Molecular function (GO): RNA binding; double-stranded DNA binding
Source: RefSeq, a predicted model, not a curated record